AUGUAUGUACACGAUCCUCAGCUUUAGAUAAUUGGUAUACAUAUAUUUAAAUAUUUAACCAUAUGUCUCCAAUUCGCCUUUAGGGUUUUCCCACUUUGUAAUAUUUUCUCUUCACCUUCACAUAAACGCACACGCACACAGUUUGCAUUUGAGACAUUAAUUAGGAAUGAAUAUUCAUUUGAAAUAUCAGCUCGGUGAUCGAAGAUCUACAUAAACUAGCUGCUGUUUUCACAAAAAAGAAUAGGUUUUUCAAGAUCAGAAGAGAGAGAGAUCCAACUAAGGAGGUGUAUACCAGCCAGCCGGCAGAGUUAUGGCGGCUUCUUCUCCUAGCAGCAGCUACUCAAACCCUCCGUGUGCCGGCUGCAAAUUCCUGCGGCGGAGAUGCCUCUCCGGGUGCAUCUUCGCGCCAUAUUUCCCGCCAGAGGAGCCUACGAAGUUCGUGAACGUGCACAAAAUCUUCGGCGCCAGCAACGUGAGCAAGCUGCUGAACGAGAUCCCGGCUCACCAGCGCGAGGACGCGGUCAACUCGCUGACUUACGAAGCCGAGGCUCGGCUGAAAGACCCCGUGUACGGCUGCGUGGGCGCCAUCACCAUUCUCCAGCGCCAGGUUUUCACCCUUCAGAGAGAGCUCGACGCCACCAAUGCUGACAUCAUGCGCUUCGCUAGCGGAGCCGGAGCCCCUGCGGAUGAUCUGAGAGGAAGCGGGUCGGGUUAUCCUGACCCGAAUAGUACGGAUUAUUGGACUGGGAAAGGUCAAGAAUGAUGGAGGCAACUAGUAUACUAUCACUAUGUGUGUAUAUGAAAAUGCAUAUAUGCAUGUAAAGAAUUGACUAUGCUUUGGUAAUUACUAAAGUGUGUUGUGUAUAUGAUGAAAUGAUACAUCAACUAUAUGUAUGCAAAAAAUUGACUAUGCUUUGGUAAUUACUAAAGUGUGUAUAUGGUGUAUUAUGUGUUUCAGUUUUAA
This is a messenger RNA of Salvia hispanica, 964 nucleotides long. Lineage: Eukaryota; Viridiplantae; Streptophyta; Magnoliopsida; Lamiales; Lamiaceae. The record is from RefSeq and is a predicted model, not a curated record.